Molecule: messenger RNA, 1159 nt
Organism: Panonychus citri (citrus red mite)
Lineage: Eukaryota; Metazoa; Arthropoda; Arachnida; Trombidiformes; Tetranychidae
Gene: TfIIFbeta
Product: general transcription factor IIF subunit 2-like
Exons: 4
Coding region: 95-892 (265 amino acids)
Biological process (GO): transcription initiation at RNA polymerase II promoter; transcription by RNA polymerase II
Cellular component (GO): transcription factor TFIIF complex
Source: RefSeq, a predicted model, not a curated record
AAACACAAAAUUUGCUUUUUGAUUUUUUAUUUUGAUUUUUUCUUUUGUUCCCACACAAGGUAAAUCUCGUUAGUUUUUCGUAUUGUCAAAUCAAAUGAUGACCAAUUCAACAUCAACUAGUAAUGAAUUGGACAUUCUAAAUGCUUCCAGAGGUGUUUGGUUGGUAAAAGUGCCCAAAUAUAUGGCCAAUGAAUGGGAAAGUGCUCCAUCAAUGGCUGAACUUGGUCGACUUAAAAUCACCAAUCGAGGAGCAGGAAUUAAACCUGAGAUAUUUUUUGACCUCUCUAAAGAUGUUAUGGAAAGAGCUAAAGCAAAAUCUGGUACAACUUCUAAUGAUGUAAAUAUACCAAAGGAACAUCAAUUUGUCAUUAGUGAUAUUUCCCAUCAACAUUUAGCUGUUUUCUCUCAUCCUACUGAUGACAAAUCAACGAAUGGAUCGGGUCUCGUUUUAGAGGGAAAUGUUGUUCAAAAAGCUGAAUGUCGACCCACUGGCGAUAUGAAUUAUAUGAGAUUAAAAGCUAAACAAAUGGAAAAAGCCAAUAAACCUCAAAGAACCGUAUUAAAGUUAGAUCAAACACCGAUCAGCUAUUUACCAGUUUCGCAUCAUAAAGUUGAGGUUAUGAAUGAUGCUAGGAAAAAGGCUGAAGGUAAAAGAUCUCGUGAAGAAAAAGACAAAGUGAUGGAAAUGUUAUUCACAGCCUUUGAGAAACAUCAGUAUUAUUACAGUAAGGAUUUGGAAAGAAUCACAAAACAACCAAGUACUUAUUUAAAAGAAAUUCUGAAAGAAAUCUGUGUAUACAACACUAAAAAUCCUCACAAGAAUAUGUGGGAACUGAAACCAGAAUAUCGUCAUUACGAGGUUACUCAAGAGAAACCAACAGAACAAGGUUGACUGAUUCCAUUGAUGCUUCACUUAGAAGAGAUGUCAACAAUUAUAUCCGAUUCCCGCCAUGUUGCUGUUCACCAUCAGAGAACUUCUCUUUCUUUUUCUCUUCAUGAAACAUCUUUUUUUCCCCUUGUCAACUGUUAGUUCCUUCUCAUCAUCCUUUUUGCUCCCUUUCUCUUCUCACUUGAAGAUGGAACUAAAUUCACUUUCCUUUUAGAAAACCUCUGAGAUUGAAAGAAAAAAAUUUCUCCUUUUCAUCAACAAACAACACAA